GACGUCUUGUCAGAAAGUUUGUGGCCUUUUGUGGCGUUCUGUGAAGCAUGAAUAAAUACUCAUUUUAAUUAUAUUAAUAAGGAAUAUUUUGCUAAAGAAAUGGCAAAAUGGAUCCAAGUACAGUUUUUACGGUGUUUGGAAUUUUUGUCAUCUCUCUUUUAGUCUUCUUUGUGUGCAAACAUUGUUGCUGCUCUUCAGAGGAUUCUGAAGUGCCCAUUCAUCAUUCCAAUCUCGUUGUCACAUCUUCCCAACACAUCCCUCUCAGUGAGCCUGGCGCUGGGAAUCCGCGACAGCCUGCUAUGAGUCAAGGUCAUCAUAUUGGUUUCACUGCUGAUGUGCGUGGAGCAGCAAAUAUUUCCCGAGACGUUCAGAAUCCCAGAUCUAUUCCGGCAGGCAAUCCAACUGCACCUCCUGAAUCUCCAUCUUCACCAAGUGACAUGAGUCCACCCUCUUAUGAUGCAGUUAUGCAGAAUGAAGCUCUUUACAAGUGUCCGGAAAAGCCGCCUAACCUGCCAAAGAGCAGUUGAAUGCGGAUCAUUUCCAAGAAUAUUGGUGCCAUUGGUGCUCUUAUAUGAUUAAGGAGAAAGUUUACCUCAUUUUAAAUCCUAGUAUCUCGAUUUUAAGAAGUCUAUUCUCGACAGUAUUCAAAUUCGACCAGGAAGUUUGGUGUGUUGUCAAGAAACACCCACAUUUCUUCAUUACCAUCGAGAUUAUCCCAGUUUAUUGACGAUGUUCAGUUCACAAAUUUUUUGCGACUUGCGUGGAGAAUGAAUUCUCAAGUAAUAUAUUUUUUUAUGCAUUCUUGUUCAUGAUGAAAAUAUGAAUGAAUCGCAUUAAGUUCUUAGAUAAACUCUCAUACGUCGAUCAUGUAUUCAAAUACAGGUGAACAAGGACAAAUGUACAAUUAUAGCUUGCUUUUACUAUUUAUACAAUAGUUGAAUAAAUUUUGGAUGUUUAUAUUAAAAGAAAACUUUACUUACUGAAGCCAAAGGCGCUGAACAGGAAGAAGAAUGCUUCGAAUUGAUUAAAAUCUCCAAAAUAGGAU
Messenger RNA from Phlebotomus argentipes, 1045 nucleotides. RefSeq lists its product as uncharacterized. Bases 108 to 527 code for a protein of 139 amino acids. NCBI's taxonomy places the organism in Eukaryota, Metazoa, Arthropoda, Insecta, Diptera, Psychodidae. The record is from RefSeq and is a predicted model, not a curated record. The transcript has 2 exons.